AUGUUUACAGAGGGCAGCAAGGACAGGCAACAGAGAAAUGUUUACAGAGGGCAUCAAGGACAGGCAACAGAGAAAUGUUUACAGAGGGCAGCAAGGACAGGCAACAGAGAAAUGUUUACAGAGGGCAGCAAGGCGACAGAGAAAUGUUUACAGAGGGCAGCAAGGGCAGGCAACAGAGAAAUGUUUACAGAGGGCAGCAAGGACAGGCAACAGAGAAAUGUUUACAGAGGGCAUCAAGGACAGGCAACAGAGAAAUGUUUACAGAGGGCAGCAAGGACAGGCAACAGAGAAAUGUUUACAGAGGUCAGCAAGGACAGGCAACAGAGAAAUGUUUACAGAGGUCAGCAAGGACAGGCGACAGAGAAAUGUUUACAGAGGGCAGCAAGGACAGGCAACAGAGAAAUGUUUACAGAGGUCAGCAAGGCGACAGAGAAAUGUUUACAGAGGUCAGCAAGGCGACAGAGAAAUGUUUACAGAGGUCAGCAAGGCGACAGAGAAAUGUUUACAGAGGUCAGCAAGGCGACAGAGAAAUGUUUACAGAGGUCAGCAAGGCGACAGAGAAAUGUUUACAGUGGGCAGCAAGGACAGGCAACAGAGAAAUGUUUACAGAGGUCAGCAAGGACAGGCAACAGAGAAAUGUUUACAGUGGGCAGCAAGGACAGGCAACAGAGAAAUGUUUACAGAGGUCAGCAAGGACAGGCAACAGAGAAAUGUUUACAGAGGGCAGCAAGGACAGGCAACAGAGAAAUGUUUACAGAGGUCAGCAAGGCGACAGAGAAAUGUUUACAGUGGGCAGCAAGGACAGGCAACAGAGAAAUGUUUACAGAGGGCAUCAAGGACAGGCAACAGAGAAAUGUUUACAGAGGGCAGCAAGGACAGGCAACAGAGAAAUGUUUACAGAGGUCAGCAAGGACAGGCGACAGAGAAAUGUUUACAGAGGUCAGCAAGGACAGGCGACAGAGAAAUGUUUACAGAGGUCAGCAAGGCGACAGAGAAAUGUUUACAGAGGUCAGCAAGGCGACAGAGAAAUGUUUACAGAGGUCAGCAAGGCGACAGAGAAAUGUUUACAGAGGUCAGCAAGGCGACAGAGAAAUGUUUACAGAGGUCAGCAAGGCGACAGAGAAAUGUUUACAGAGGUCAGCAAGGCGACAGAGAAAUGUUUACAGAGGUCAGCAAGGCGACAGAGAAAUGUUUACAGCAACAGAGAAAUGUUUACAGAGGGCAGCAAGGACAGGCAACAGAGAAAUGUUUACAGAGGGCAUCAAGGACAGGCAACAGAGAAAUGUUUACAGAGGGCAUCAAGGACAGGCAACAGAGAAAUGUUUACAGAGGGCAGCAAGGACAGGCAACAGAGAAAUGUUUACAGAGGGCAGCAAGGACAGGCAACAGAGAAAUGUUUACAGAGGGCAUCAAGGACAGGCAACAGAGAAAUGUUUACAGAGGGCAGCAAGGACAGGCAACAGAGAAAUGUUUACAGAGGGCAGCAAGGACAGGCAACAGAGAAAUGUUUACAGAGGGCAGCAAGGACAGGCAACAGAGAAAUGUUUACAGAGGUCAGCAAGGCGACAGAAAAAUGUUUACAGAGGGCAGCAAGGACAGGCAACAGAGAAAUGUUUACAGAGGGCAGCAAGGACAGGCAACAGAGAAAUGUUUACAGAGGGCAUCAAGGACAGGCAACAGAGAAAUGUUUACAGAGGGCAUCAAGGACAGGCAACAGAGAAAUGUUUACAGAGGGCAUCAAGGACAGGCAACAGAGAAAUGUUUACAGAGGGCAGCAAGGACAGGCAACAGAGAAAUGUUUACAGAGGGCAGCAAGGACAGGCAACAGAGAAAUGUUUACAGAGGGCAGCAAGGACAGGCAACAGAGAAAUGUUUACAGAGGGCAUCAAGGACAGGCAACAGAGAAAUGUUUACAGAGGGCAUCAAGGACAGGCAACAGAGAAAUGUUUACAGAGGGCAUCAAGGACAGGCAACAGAGAAAUGUUUACAGAGGGCAGCAAGGACAGGCAACAGAGAAAUGUUUACAGAGGGCAGCAAGGACAGGCAACAGAGAAAUGUUUACAGAGGGCAGCAAGGACAGGCAACAGAGAAAUGUUUACAGAGGUCAGCAAGGCGACAGAGAAAUGUUUACAGAGGUCAGCAAGGCGACAGAGAAAUGUUUACAGAGGUCAGCAAGGCGACAGAGAAAUGUUUACAGAGGGCAGCAAGGACAGGCGACAGAGAAAUGUUUACAGAGGGCAGCAAGGACAGGCGACAGAGAAAUGUUUACAGAGGUCAGCAAGGACAGGCGACAGAGAAAUGUUUACAGAGGGCAGCAAGGACAGGCAACAGAGAAAUGUUUACAAAGGGCAGCAAGGCGACAGAAAAAUGUUUACAGAGGGCAGCAAGGACAGGCAACAGAGAAAUGUUUACAGAGGGCAGCAAGGCGACAGAAAAAUGUUUACAGAGGGCAGCAAGGACAGGCAACAGAGAAAUGUUUACAGAGGUCAGCAAGGCGACAGAGAAAUGUUUACAGAGGUCAGCAAGGCGACAGAGAAAUGUUUACAGAGGGCAGCAAGGCGACAGAAAAAUGUUUACAGAGGUCAGCAAGGCGACAGAGAAAUGUUUACAGAGGUCAGCAAGGCGACAGAGAAAUGUUUACAGAGGGCAGCAAGGCGACAGAAAAAUGUUUACAGAGGGCAUCAAGGACAGGCAACAGAGAAAUGUUUACAGAGGGCAGCAAGGACAGGCAACAGAGAAAUGUUUACUGAUACAAGGCGUGCUUGA
This is a messenger RNA of Physella acuta, 2766 nucleotides long. RefSeq names its product axoneme-associated protein mst101(2)-like. Lineage: Eukaryota; Metazoa; Mollusca; Gastropoda; Physidae. The record is from RefSeq and is a predicted model, not a curated record.